CAAAAAUAUACAGUUAUUUCAUUUGAACUUUCGCUAUAGGUGUAUCAAUUUGUUCGUAAGUUGUUUCGUUCAAAUAUUGGUAUCAAAACUUUUAUACCAAUAUGGCUAAGAAUGAAUACGAAGGUGAAUGGACAAUAUUUACACCUGAUAAUCCUAUUGAAGUCAAGACUCCAGCUUUUGCGCCAUUCUCUGAUCAAAAUCUAACAUUUCGUUUCAAAGCAUUGUAUCGAAAAGUAUACUUAGCAUAUUUAUUCAAACUGACACUUGUAAAACUCUCUAAUGUUGGAAUCUCGCCAACAUUAAAAGUGUUAGUUGUCGUGAAAUAUUCAGAUGGAUCUAUUUUUAUGGAAUAUCCAAGCAUGGUUUUAAAUGAUAAAAUAAACUACGUUAAUUUUAAAGAAGUAGUUCGAGAUAUGUAUGGCCCAUUGCAACAUUUACAAAAAAUGAGUAGUAACACUUUAAUUAUAAAAUGCAAAAUGACAAUUUUACAUCAAGGUCAAACAUCACAUAUCACAACAGGUAAUGAAAGGAAAUCAUGCAAAUGUGUUGAUGUUAUAAGAAAUCUGAAGUCAAUCUACGAACAAAGUGUGUUCAGUGAUUUUGUCUUCAAAGUAGGCGAUAAAUCCUUUCCUGUUCACAAAAACAUCCUUUCUGCUCAUUCUCCUGUUUUUAUGAAAAUGAUGACCCACGAUUUCAUGGAAUCCAAGACCAACAGCGUUAUCAUUACGGAUGCAACACCUGAAGUCUUUGAAUUGUUCCUCAGAUCUUUGUAUGGUGGAAAGCUUGAAAACAAGUCUUGGGAUUCUCUGAAAGAACUUUAUUACUUAGUGGAUAAAUAUGAUGUUGGAUUUUUGAAGGUUGAGUGUACUGAUGCAGUAAUUUCUAUUUUAUCUGUAGACUUAGUGUGUGAAAUACUCAAACUGGCCUACAGCUUCACUAAUUCUGACUUAGAAACUGCUGCGGUAAAUUUUGCGGUCAAUCACAUCAAAGAAAUUGUUCCUAGAGAAGAUUGGAAAGAACUCGUUAAAACUCAUCCGUCGAUUGGGUAUGAUGUCACUGUUAAUUUUCUUCCGAAAUAAAAAUUUAAUAACUCUCUUUUUAUACAACUAAAAUGUGAUUACGAGAGAGAGUAUGAUUUCUUUGUGAAUACAUUAUAAUAUUGUAAUUACUAUUAUUUACAUUGAUCAUUACAUUUUGAAAUUACAGUGAAAUUCUUUAUUUAACUUACAUUUGAGAUCACUUAAGUUAAAAAUCCGAAACUUUGCUGCGAAUUACAUAAAAUCUCUUAUUUAAAGAGAAAAUUAACCGCUUAGAAUCAAUGAUUUUAAUGUGUUAAUUCAAAUUCAUUUAUUGAAAUAAAAUGGAUUUAUUCAAAUAAGUUGCAUCAGUUUGAAUCACCUAAGUGAAGUGAUUUGUUUUAUAAUAAAUUAUACUGAUAACCUUC
Parasteatoda tepidariorum (common house spider) is the source of this 1444-nucleotide messenger RNA. Lineage: Eukaryota; Metazoa; Arthropoda; Arachnida; Araneae; Theridiidae. The record is from RefSeq and is a predicted model, not a curated record.